AUGUUUCAUUAUAUUUAUAAAAUAUAUAUUUUUACCAUAAUACUAUGUGCAUCUAAUCUAUUUAAUAACAAUGUAGUAGAAAUUGGAACAUACAAAUUAUCAUACCAUAAUGGAGGGAUACAAUUCAGAAUGUUAGCACAAAAAAACACAAAUAAAAAACCAUUCGGAAAUACCUUAACGAAUAUAUUGUUUAAGGACAAAAAAAAAAAAAAUCUUGAUCCUCAAAUUUCAUCUCUAGUCAGUUUAGUAGAUAAUAUGAAUAUAACUCAAGAAAAAAAAGAUAAAAUCAAAAAUCUCUCAUUAAAAUAUAUAAAUAGUAGAGAUGUAAAAGAAAAAAAUGAAUCAAUUAAUGAACUUCAAAAAUAUAGUAAUAACGAAGAAUGUAAAGAAUAUAUGGAUAGUUAUUUAAUGCAUCUUCGUAUGCAAAAUGAUAUAAAAUGUUUAAAAAGAAAAAAUUUGUGGAAUAAUAUUUGGAUUGUUUCAACGACCUUAUUAUUAAUCAUUAUAAUGAUAGUAUGUUUAUUUUCGGUUGAUAUUACAUCAUCUUCUGCACUUGGCCCUGCAUUUAUUCUUUUAAUUUUUAUUAUCCAUAUAGUUGCUCGUUAUUUUCCUGACAUGAAAAUAGGUUUUAAAAAAUUAAAAACAAAAUUGAACACAUUUUUUCAAAACAAAAAGCAAAUAACAAAAUAA
Messenger RNA from Plasmodium falciparum 3D7, 690 nucleotides. RefSeq names its product Pfmc-2TM Maurer's cleft two transmembrane protein. The record is from RefSeq and is a predicted model, not a curated record. Lineage: Eukaryota; Apicomplexa; Aconoidasida; Haemosporida; Plasmodiidae.